Molecule: messenger RNA, 2193 nt
Organism: Micropterus dolomieu (smallmouth bass)
Lineage: Eukaryota; Metazoa; Chordata; Actinopteri; Centrarchiformes; Centrarchidae
Product: aspartate aminotransferase, cytoplasmic-like
Exons: 9
Coding region: 84-1316 (410 amino acids)
Biological process (GO): L-aspartate biosynthetic process
Cellular component (GO): cytosol
Molecular function (GO): pyridoxal phosphate binding; L-aspartate:2-oxoglutarate transaminase activity
Source: RefSeq, a predicted model, not a curated record
CCAGCUGGGUGAAGGUGAAACCGCCCCGUCUCUCACUCCACCCGUCGCUGGAAGCACCGGGAUCAUCUGCCGUGCCCUGAGCCAUGUCCAUAUUCAGCGAUGUCCCGCAGGCCCCGCCGGUAGCGGUCUUCAAACUGACUGCUGAUUUCAGGGAGGACAGCCACCCGCAGAAGGUGAACCUGGGAGUUGGAGCUUACCGUACAGAUGACUGCCAGCCCUGGGUGCUGCCGGUGGUGAAGAAGGUGGAACGGCUGAUUGUGGAGGACGACAGCCUGAACCACGAGUACCUGCCCAUCCUCGGUCUGCCCGAAUUCCGCUCCGCCUCCUCCAAGGUCGCCCUGGGAGACGACAGCCCCGCUAUCAAGGAAAACAGGGUGGGAGGGGUCCAGUCUCUGGGUGGCACAGGUGCCUUGAGGAUCGGGGCAGAGUUCCUGCGGCGUUGGUACAACGGCGUCAACAACACAGCCACGCCCGUCUACGUCUCAGCGCCCACGUGGGAGAACCACAAUGCUGUGUUUGCUGAUGCUGGCUUCAAAGACAUCCGUCCCUACCACUACUGGGAUGCUGCUAAUAGGGGCCUAGACUUCUCCGGGCUUGUGGAUGACCUGGAGAAAGCUCCAGAACACUCAAUCUUUGUCCUCCACGCCUGUGCGCACAACCCCACCGGCACCGACCCGACCCAGGAGGAGUGGAAGAAGAUCGCAGAGAUCAUGAAGAGGAGGAACUUGUUUGUGUUCUUUGACUCAGCUUACCAGGGUUUCGCCUCUGGCAGUCUGGAUAAAGAUGCCUGGGCCAUUCGCUUCUUUGUCUCAGAGGGUUUUGAGCUGUUUGUAGCUCAGUCCUUCUCCAAAAACUUCGGCCUUUACAAUGAGAGAGUUGGCAACCUGACCGUGGUUGCCCAGGACAGCGAGAACCUGACCCGCAUCCUGUCUCAGAUGGAGAAGAUUGUCAGGACGACUUGGUCCAACCCACCGUCUCAGGGAGCACGCAUCGUCAGCAAGACCCUCAACAGCCCCGAGCUCUUCGCUGAAUGGAAGGGUAAUGUGAAGACCAUGGCAGACCGUGUGCUGUUGAUGAGGGAUCAGCUUAAGACCAAGCUGCAGAGUCUGGGCACCCCGGGGACCUGGGAACACAUCACCCAGCAAAUCGGCAUGUUUAGCUUCACCGGCCUGAACCCCAAACAGGUGGAGUACAUGAUCAAAGAGAAGCACGUGUACCUGAUGGCCAGCGGUCGCAUCAACAUGUGCGGUCUGACCACCAAGAACAUCGACUAUGUCGCUCAGUCCAUCCACGAUGCCGUCACUAAGGUCCAGUAAAGGAUGCUCCUGUCCGCCCAUUUCCUGCCUCCUGUGCGCCACAGGAAGUAUCAUCAUGUGUGUGCCCUUGUACCCCUCCCCUGCCUAUCCAGACCUCUGAUUGUUUGAACUGCAGCGGGGAUUUUGCAGUUGAAUCAAUGAGAGGACGGAUGAUUUUCUGUUCUGAACCUUUGGGAGGUGCAAUUACUUUAGGAAGACACUUGAAGGCACACAGCCAGGUCUCACUGUCUAACAGAGCUUCAUACACAAAGGUGUUUUCGUGAUAUCCAAAGCAUUUAGGGUCACAAAAAAAAAAUCAGAAGUUUUUUUUUUUUUUUUUAAUCAAUUACAGGUCAAUCAUUUAUAGCAUUUCAAGGUAUUAAAUAUGAUACUUCUGUAGAAUUAAACAAAAUGCUGUUAAUGUCAAUAGAUGUAAUCACUCUCGAAGCUCCUACUAUUUACUGCAUAAGCACUGAGCACCUAUAUGAAGUAACAAAUUGUGCAUAAGGAUAUUUCUUAUGUGAAAUCUACAGAGAGGCAUUCUGAGUUAUUGUCUCUGCCACGUGACCGGGUUUAAAGCUCACUUAAAGGUAAUGCAUGUGCCUGUUGUUGUAGGUUUUGCCUUGUCAUACCUGUGCAGCUAUGUAGAAGAUCCUAAUGGUAGUUGAAGUUCAGAAAGCGACUUUGUGCCAUCAGUGAACAAAAUCACCUUGCCUCUCUUUGUUGUUUUCUUUCCACCCUGCAGUGCCCUUAUUGUGUUACAGAAAGCCUCUCUCAUCAGACCUCUGAGGCUGACUCUUGUUAGCCACACAAGAACACUCCUAUUAUUUGGUGUUGUUUGUACACACAACAGUAUGUGUGUUCCUACAGAAAUAAACUAUAAAACACAAGAACCAAA